Molecule: messenger RNA, 1119 nt
Organism: Vespula pensylvanica (western yellowjacket)
Lineage: Eukaryota; Metazoa; Arthropoda; Insecta; Hymenoptera; Vespidae
Exons: 5
Coding region: 16-597 (193 amino acids)
Source: RefSeq, a predicted model, not a curated record
AACUUAUUUAGUGUUAUGAAGUUUUUAAAAGUUUAUAUUGAUGAUAAUGAUUAUAACAACGGAUUAAAUACUAUGGAGAAUAUAAAAAAUACCACAAGUUCGGUUUUAAAAAUAAUAUCAUUAAAUGAUUUUUCGAACAUUGAAACAAACUUUACAUUGAACAGUACAUCUGAAACAGAAACAGAACUUUCACAGGAAAGUAAUAAUGUGCAACAAUUAUGGAGUUUACCUAAAACAACUGUGACUUCAUUGGAAGAUAAAUCUUUAUUAUUUAACAUAUCAAGGAGUACUGUACAUGUUUCUACAACAACCUUAGACUCUGUUGAUGAAUUUGGACCACCAGAAGGAAUAGAAUAUAUUUUUGUACCACUUGGUGUUAUGGUUUUCGUCAUUGUAUUAUCUGCUGUGGUAUUUAUUAUAUCAAGAAAACGAAAGUUGGAGCGCUUAAGGCAUAGACUAAUGCCAAUGUACAAUUUUGAUCCUGGAGAAGAAGAGGAAGAUGACUGGGAAACUGAACUAUUGGAUGAAUGUUAUAAUAAUCAUCAAAGACGAACUAAUUUUACAGCAAGGAUACCAAUCUAUGGACGUAGAAGAUAAUGCUGAACUUUUUGGUGAUCAUUGACAAAAUAUCAGUUAGUGUUUAACCAAAUUUCUUUUAUCUUUUAUGUAUCAUGAAUAUAGUUCAUUAAAAUAUGCUUGAUAUAACAAUAUUAAAUGAUGUCAAAAAAUGAAAUGCAGAUGUAUACAAAAAUAUUAUAUAAUACAGUUCAUAAAAUUUAUAGUUAUUUUAAUUAACAACAUUUUUCUUGUAUCUUUUAAUGCAGCUUUUAUAGAAAACAAUGUAUUAAAGUACAAAAACAGUAUUUUAAACUUUUAUCUAUUUUAUCAUAGUAAAAAUACAACGUAAAAUUGUUUCUAACUCUAGUGCCUUUAGUUGCCUAAAAAAGCUUUAUAUUAUUUUGAAAUCUAUUGAUUGUUAUUAUCAAUUACUCUCAUUAACAAAAUACUGUGAUUAUUAUCUGUUGUGAAUAACAUUGUAACCAUAUAUAUAUAAUUCACUCUUCUAUUUUUCCUGAUGUAACAAUUAUUACAUAAAUAUAUCCUCUGUAACAUAACAAA